Molecule: messenger RNA, 960 nt
Organism: Corylus avellana
Lineage: Eukaryota; Viridiplantae; Streptophyta; Magnoliopsida; Fagales; Betulaceae
Molecular function (GO): RNA-DNA hybrid ribonuclease activity; nucleic acid binding
Source: RefSeq, a predicted model, not a curated record
AUGGUGAUUUCUCGGUUAAAAGCACGUAUCAUUUGGCAAAAGAUCUCAUUGAGGCUGCUAAAAGAAGUAGUUCAGACAACACGGCAAAAAUCCGGCAAUGGAAGUGUAUAUGGCAUACCAAAGGACCUAUGGGUUGGAGAAACGGUAGGCCAUAUUUUGUGGACUUGUCCAUUUGCUGUGGAUGUGUGGACAGAGUGUAUGAUGUCAAUCCAGAAAUGCACCUCAUAUGAUGAUUCUUUUGUUAAUAUUUGGCUGAUGCUUAGUAAGCGUAUGGAGGAAGAUGGGAUGCAAUUAGUGGCGGUGAUUGCACGUCUUAUCUGGCUGCGUAGAAACAAAGUGAUUUUUAGUGGUGAAUUCCAAUCUCCCUUUGUUCUGUACAGAAUGGCCCAGGAACAAGUGGUGCAAUUUCAGAGAGCUGGGACGAGUAGGUGUGUGCAACGUGUUCCCCAACAGACCCAUGAUGUACAGAGGUGGAAAAAGCCUCCGUUUGGUGCUGUCAAGUUCAACUGGGAUGCUGCUGUUGAUAAAGAGGGGCAAAAAAUGGGGAUUGGCAUUAUACCUCGUGAUCACAAUGGGGAUAUUGUUGCUGCUCUUGUGGUGAUGAGAAUGUUUAUUACUGAUCCAACAACUGCUGAAGCUUUAGCGGCAUGGAAGUUGGCAGAUCUGUGUGUGAGAAUGGAGUUGGACAAUGUUAUAUUAGAGGGGGAUUCUAUGGAAGUUGUUCAAGCUUUGAGAAAGGAGGAAUGCACAUGGGGCUAUUAUGGUACUUUGAUUAAUGAUGCAAAGCUUUUGCUGCAGUGUGUCCAAGAGUGGAGUGUUUGUCAUGUAAUGCCUAAGGCUAAUGAGGCAUCCCAUAGGCUUGCAAAGAUAAAUCUCACUCUGGGUGAGGAGCGAUUAUGCACUGAGGAUUUUCCUUUGUAUGUCCGAAAUACUGUUCUCGAUGAUGUUUUUUCUGAUUAA